AUGAAUGCACAUUCCCGCCAGGGUCUUUCUUACCCUAUCCGAAACCUGAGCGACCGGCACCUUCACGAUGAUACUGUUGCUCGAUGGAUGCCAUAUCUGUCAGCGAUAGCAUACGCUUUCGUAUCCUCUGUCUUCGUCUACUCCUUACUUGUAUAUCUUAAUAUUUUACCGUCGUUUAACUUAUCCAGACUAGCUUGGAAACUCAUAGUUAUGCUUUCUCCGGGUCCUAUUGUCUUCGCCCUCGAUAAAAAUCCGAACGAAGGAGGUGUUUCGAAGGAUAACAACCUAGCGCGUGAUAUCCCAAUGAAGGAACAGGCGUUGCGGAGAAUUUUGCGCUUGGAUAGAACAUCUUUCUUGUCUGGGCCGUCUGGGUAUCCGAAAACAGGGUCGAUCCAUUUACGUACAACGCGCCUAGCUCCUGCAGGACUAGGAAACUUCAAUAAUUCAUGCUACCAGAACAGCAUUAUUCAGGGAUUAGCGUCGCUUCGUCAGCUUGAUUAUUUUUUAAAAAACAACCUUCAAACCCUUGGGCACGUACAACAAAUGUCCACGCAUGUAUCUCUGAAAGAAACAAUAGCGCAGCUUAAUACCCUUUCAAAUGCCGGGCGCAAGCUAUGGCUUCCCAACGAACUCAAAUCGAUGAGUAGCUGGCAACAGCAAGACGCUCAAGAAUACUAUUCGAAGCUGGUGGAGCAGAUUGAUAAAGAAAUAAGCGAGGCGUCAAAAUCUCUGGUUACCGACGAUGGCUUUAAGCUCAGCCUAACGGCGCUUCAAAGAAACCCUUGUUCUUCUCCCGAUGAAAACCGCGUCUGUGAAAUAUUAAAACGAAUCGGAUUUGUGGACUUGGUCGGUCCUUUCGAUAACCCUCUAGAAGGGCUCAUGGCGCAGCGCGUCGGGUGCAUGACGUGUGGCUAUUGUGAAGGGCUUUCUCUAAUCCCAUUCACCUGUCUCACGGUUCCACUUGCCCAACAUAUUGAGUACGAUGUAAGAGACUGUUUAGAUGACUAUACCGCGCUAGAGCCAAUUGAGGGGGUAGAAUGCAUUAAAUGCACGGUUCUACGCGUCAAAGCGGGUCUGCUCGAAUUCCUCGACAAGUUAAGGUCUAAUGAUUGGUCACAACUUGAGCCAAGUGAUAAAGCGCAGAAGGAGGCUCUGAGCCAAAUGACAGAAUCCAGGUUAAAUGCAGUCCAGGAUGUCCUGCAAAAUGAAGAUUUCUCGGAGAAGGCUCUCUCAGAACAUUGCCGCCUCAACCCGAGGAAUCGUGUCUCUUCGACAAAGUCGAGGCAAUCGGUCAUUGCAAGGGCACCAAAAUCGCUCGCUAUUCAUAUCAAUCGCAGUGUGUUCGACGAGUUAACCGGGGUUCUCAGAAAGAAUUACGCCAAAGUUAUCUUCCCAGACAUUCUAGACCUAGACGAAUGGUGCUUAGGCAGUAAGCAAAUCGGUACAACGGAUGAUACUUUAACUGAAAACUGGGAAGCGGAUCCAACGAAAUCCAUGCUCUCUUCCCCUAGCGCAGCAUUUCAGUCUCUAAACAGAAAGUACGAGCUGCGUGCUGUCAUUACCCAUUAUGGACGGCAUGAUGAUGGGCACUACAUUUGUUAUAGGAAAUUUUCGACCGAGUUGCCUACAGAUUUAGUCUUAGCCGACAAUAGGCAGAGCAAGAUGGAAGGGGGAGAAGAGCAGUGGUUUGAACUGAGCGAUGCGGACGUUACCUCGGUCAGCAAAAACAUUGUCAUGGAACAAGGAGGCGCGUUCAUGCUUUUCUACGAACUAAUUGGUAAUGCCUCAGAAAAGCCUAUUGACGUUCCUUCUGAUCCCUCUUCCCAAAAUUUCACCGAAAGCUCCUGCGAAAGCCCAGUUGACGGGCCAGAUUGA
Messenger RNA from Coccidioides immitis RS, 1875 nucleotides. RefSeq names its product ubiquitin C-terminal hydrolase. NCBI's taxonomy places the organism in Eukaryota, Fungi, Ascomycota, Eurotiomycetes, Onygenales, Onygenaceae. Gene Ontology annotation, cellular component: cytosol; nucleus. The transcript has a single exon. Bases 1 to 1875 code for a protein of 624 amino acids. Gene Ontology annotation, biological process: protein deubiquitination. The record is from RefSeq and is a predicted model, not a curated record. Gene Ontology annotation, molecular function: cysteine-type deubiquitinase activity; cysteine-type endopeptidase activity.